CAAUUGUCUUCCCGCAUCAGUCACCGUCCUGUCCUGCACCAUCACCACCAAACGGCCCGGCGCUCCACUUCCCGAGUCUGUCUUUUCAGUAACAUAUCUAUCUAACUUCGCUCAUUCUCACAAGCGUUCGCUUUAUUGUCCAGUCCAUGUGCCCCUCCUUCCCGGCUUGGCGAAACACUUGGGACUCCCUUGGGACGGUGGAAUGCUUCAAGAGUGCUUGAGACCUUAUAAACUCCCGCAGGACGGCAUGAGCAACGACUUCAUAUCAAACGUCAAUUAACCUCAUUUCUCUCGAAUUGGCAUCCCCCCUCUGCUAAUUUCCUUUCCUUCGUUGUCGCCUUCCUUAUUCUUGCCUUUCCUUCUGGGCUCUCCAACUAGCUCCAGCUUUACUUGCUCAUCCACCUCCAUCCUCUCGCCGGUCCACAUAAGAGUCGGAGGUACCUGCCCGAAUACCCCAGCGUUCCACAUCAUGGACUCUAUACGGCGAGGAAUCGAGUCGUUCAACGGUGUCGUUGGUCGCUCAACGUUUGGACGUGUAUUCCGCUUGGAAGGAUCCGGCCAUGAGAAAGAGCUUCGCGGAGCACGGUUCCUGACGGAAAUCCGGGCCGGUGUCACGACAUUCUUCACAAUGUCGUACAUUAUUGCUGUCAACGCCUCGAUUCUGGCAGACAGCGGUGGGACGUGCGUCUGCACCGAUCCCCUGGACCUUACCUGCAGCAACAACGAACCAUACCAGCAAUGUCUAAUAGAUGUCCACAGAGAUUUCAUCACUGCCACCGCAGUCAUAACCUGCAUCUCAUCCUUCCUCUUCGGGCUCAUGACGAAUCUGCCCGUGUCAUUGGGACCUGGCAUGGGUAUGAAUGCCUACUUUGCCUACCAAGUCGUCGGCUUCCAUGGCACCGGCCCUGUUCCAUACCGCCUCGCCCUUGCUGCGGUCUUCAUUGAGGGGUUCAUCUUCGUCUUCCUAUCCCUAAUUGGAAUGCGCCAGUGGCUAGUGCGCCUCCUGCCGACAUCCAUCAAGGUGGCUAGUGGCUGUGGUAUCGGUUUGUUUCUUUCACUGAUCGGACUGAGCUACUCCGCCGGAAUCGGUGCCAUAACUGGAUCAGCGGUCACGCCUCUCGAUCUGGCAGGGUGCCAGCCGCAAUAUCGCGAUGAUGCCACGGGAGAAUGCGUGUCGCACAAGAUGCAGAACCCGACGAUGUGGAUCGGCAUCUUUUGUGGAGGCAUUUUGACCACGUAUCUCAUGAGCUACAAGUUCAAGAGCGCCAUAAUUAUCGGUAUCCUGGUCGUCUCGAUCAUUUCCUGGCCUCGGAGUACUCCCAUGACAUUCUUCCCCCACACAGAUCUAGGCGACUCCAAAUUCGAUUUCUUCAAACAAGUCGUAACCUUCCGACCCAUGCAGCAUACCCUCAAUGCCAUCGACUGGAACAUUGGUAGGGCGGGGUCGCAGUUUGUCCUUGCACUCUUCACAUUCCUCUAUGUUGACAUCAUCGAUUGCACGGCAACACUGUACUCCAUGGCCCGCUUCUCUGGGGUAGUGGACCAAACCUCGGGCGACUUUCCUCGUUCCACCAUCGCGUAUUGCACGGAUGCAAUCAGCAUAUCCAUCGGCGCGGUCUUUGGAUGCAGUCCCGUCACCGCAUUCAUCGAAUCCGGAGCGGGGAUCGCCGAAGGGGGCAAGACCGGAUUGACCGCGAUGACCUGCGGAAUCUGCUUCUUCAUUUCCAUCUUCUUUGCGCCCAUCUUCGCAUCCAUCCCGCCUUGGGCAACCGGUUGCACACUCAUCAUUGUGGGUUGCAUGAUGUGCCGUCAAAUCACAAUGAUCAACUGGCGGUAUAUUGGUGACGCCAUCCCUGCCUUUGUGACACUAGUCUUCAUGCCAUUCUCAUAUAGUGUCGCCUACGGUCUUAUCGCUGGCCUUGCAACGUAUGUUGCGUUGAACGGCCUCAUUUUCCUCACCAAGCUCCUCUCCUUCGGUCAUAUCACCCCGGUUGAUGAAGACCACCAGGAAUACUGGACCAUCAAGCCCUCCGGCACGCGCCCGUGGUUCAUCCGCGCCGUCCAGGAUCCGCAUGAAUAUUUCCGAAAUCCAGCCGGACACGACGACGGAAAGGGAAUCCGAGAAGUUACGGAUAUGGAUGACGCCGGGUACCCUGAUGGGCGGGUCCGCGGGGCCGCAUAUGGGGAAAUGAGCAGUGAAAGGGGCUUGACGAGGAAGCAGUCCCGGCAGAUGAGCUCCGGGGGGAGCCAGAGCAGUACUGAGGAUAGAAUGGCGGUGCAUGUGAGCCAGCUGCAGAGGACGAGGUUACCGAGAGAGAAAGAGAUGGGAGGCGGUGUUUAUGUGUCGGAAUUUAAGCACUGAACUGACUCCCAGUGCCUGUGAUCUUACCGUGUUUGGAUUUGUGGCGAGGCAAUUUAUGAUUUCGCAUGCUUUUCGUUCCUCUCUCGUUCUACAGAACACUGGGCCCACGGCAGGCUUGCUUCUGGAUAUUGAAGGACAUGACCUGAAGGUUCAGUGAGCGAUUUACCGUUGCUUUUUAUGUUCCAUUGUCUUCCUACAGUUGAUUUUCUCCGACCGUUUCCCAGUCGGACCUGAUACCCGAGGUCACAAGCAGAUCAGAGCGCGUAUAUUUCUCACUCUCGCUUGCAGUCGAGCAUACAGUUUGGUGUUGAGGAAGGGUCACUCGCUUGCGUCGGCAGAUGCGCCUUUGAGCAAAAUAGUUAGUAUGGUUCGCUCCCCGAUCUUUGAAGGGCUCAGUCCACUAUACAGGGACAAUCAAUAAAGU
Messenger RNA from Eremomyces bilateralis CBS 781.70, 2786 nucleotides. Its product is annotated as xanthine/uracil permease family protein-like protein. NCBI's taxonomy places the organism in Eukaryota, Fungi, Ascomycota, Dothideomycetes, Eremomycetales, Eremomycetaceae. Gene Ontology annotation, biological process: transmembrane transport. The transcript is spliced from 7 exons. Gene Ontology annotation, molecular function: purine nucleobase transmembrane transporter activity. The record is from RefSeq and is a predicted model, not a curated record. Gene Ontology annotation, cellular component: plasma membrane. Bases 470 to 2362 code for a protein of 630 amino acids.